Brachypodium distachyon (stiff brome) is the source of this 972-nucleotide messenger RNA. RefSeq lists its product as uncharacterized. The record is from RefSeq and is a predicted model, not a curated record. Bases 1 to 723 code for a protein of 240 amino acids. The transcript has a single exon. Lineage: Eukaryota; Viridiplantae; Streptophyta; Magnoliopsida; Poales; Poaceae.
AUGGGCUUGGACCGGGCCGGGCCGGUCUGGGGUUACAUGGGCCGAUUCGACGACUAUGGUAUUAUACGCAGUGGAGGAAGAGGCGAGGAAAGCGAUAUCUCCACGGGGAGACGGAACUCCGAAUCGACGAUGAGCGGCGGGCGGAAGCCGGCGGGGGAGGAGGCGGAGGUGGAGGCGCUGCUGCGGGCGGCGCAGGACGCCGUGCUGCUCAAGCUCCAGGCCAAUUCCCAUCUCGUCUCCUCCUCCACCGCCUCGAACCUUCCCCCUCCUCUCGACUCCGCGCCCGGUGCCCUCGACGACGACCUCGCCCGCCGCUUCGAAGCGCUCAAGACCCGCCCGCCCGUGCCGGCGAAGCAGCCCGCCGCCGGCAUGGACGAGGCAGAGGCGCGGUUCGCGGCGCUGAAGGGCGCGCCGGCGGCGGUUGGCCCGGAGAGGGUUUGGCUGGAGGAUCUGGGAGAUGGGGAAUCGGAAGACGAGGUGGAGAAGGUGAUGCGGUGGGCCAUGGAUGCCGCGCGGCUCGACGUCGCCACUGCCGGCACCGGCGGCGCCACCACUGGCGACGGCCGCACCGAGGGGAAGGAGGAGGAGCAAGAGGACGACAAAAGCAGCGUCAGUAGUAGUGAGGAAGAGGAGGAAGAGGAGAGGCUGGAACUGGAGAUGGAGAAGAAGAGGAAGGAGAUGAUGAGCAAGAACAAGUCCAAGAACAGGUGGUUCUUCUUUUGAUUCAUCAACGAUCUUCACAGGCAAACACUCCCACCCAGCCAGCCAAGUUUAUAAACUAGCAUUUGCAAUUGAUGUUUCCGUUCUUAUGUGACUGUCUAAUGAUGAACAUGGGACUUGCAAGUGUUUAGGAGUACAGUUUGGUAAACUUGUGCAGUUGCAACUGAUACAUAUAUCUCCAAAUUUGAGAUCAAUCGUAGCACUUUGCAAUACAACAUGUCAAGAAUGAUAAACUUGUUGAUUCAGGAGUAA